AUGAUAUUUCAUAGUGGCCUCGGUGUUCAACUGCCUCAAUACAAUUCACCUACUCAAUUUGAUCAUCAAGAGCGACUUAAUCGACAAUUUGAUUUAUUGAAUCCAUAUACAAAUACUUCAUAUCAAUUUCAUGGAUCUUUAGAAUCGAAUAAUAAAGUGUUGGAGGAGGACAAUAAUACUCAAACUCAGAACCGACGGAUUGGGUAUCCAACGGCUUCUUCCAUAUCAGUACAUAAUACGGCUUUUUCCGGCGCAUUAAUUGCGACGAUGCCUCAAAAGCGAAAUGCUUCCGGUGAACCAAAUGGUUCAAAUGGUCCUCCUGUUGCGAAGCAGAUCAAGUCAGAACAACAUCCAGAAGAAUUCUCAAAUACCGUGAAGAAGAAGUUGCAAGCUUCGACGAGGACGGGUCAAGCUUGCGACCGUUGUAAGGUCCGUAAGAUACGAUGCGAUGGAUUACCAGGUGGUUGUUCGCCAUGUUUACAAAAUAAUACGGAAUGUAAAACGACGGAUCGAAUAACUGGUCGUGCUACAUCGCGGGGUUAUGUUGAGGGAAUCGAACAACAAAAUCGAGAUUUGCAACAUCGAAUUCAAGAAUUGGAACAUCGAUUGAUGCAGAGUGGCGCUGAUGUUAAACCUAUCAAUGGAUAUUCUGAUCCAGGAGCUGAACAAUAUGGAUAUGGUCAAGCUACAAAUGGAAUGCAACCAGUAUGGAGUUCGGCAGGUCCAGCAUAUUCUUCACCCACUUCAACCACGGCGAUCAAUGGUCAAGAGACCAAUAUGUUUCGCGCUUUACCUGCCUAUCGAGCUGGAUGUAUGGGCGAUAAUUACCUCGGAGUAUCACCUGGAAGCUCUCAUUUAAGCGCAAUCAAAGGUACCGCCUUGUCUAUUCUAGGUAUGGAGAUUGAUAUUGCGGAUUUUCGUUCCACGGAUAUGGAUGAGCCGGACUCUUCGGUUUUUCAUCCUCAACUUUACAAUAAAUCAUACCAGUCUUUUCUCCAAUCGGCGUGGAACGUGAAUCCAAGAAUUGAAAAGGUCGAUUUGCCAUCACGUUCAGACGGUAUCACGUAUGCACAAUGGUAUUUUCGUGUCAUCAACCCAUACUGUCCACUACUCCAUCGAGGAACUUUCAUGAGAUUGUUAAUUCGCAUGUACGAUGAUCCCACCUUUCGCCCCACAACCGCCGAGAACGUCACUGUUCAUAUGCUCUUCGCAAUCAUGUUCUUCCAGUACGCAACUAGAAAUUGGGAAGAUGCGGAACAACAAGCCAAUCUAAACUCACAAUCAAAUAUGCACUACCACUACUGUCUUGGCAUGUUCUAUCAGCUAGCCGGCAGUCACACGGUACACGAUGUUCAAGCUCUGGCUCUCAUCUGCAUGCAUCUUCGAAACUUUCCUAAGCCGGGAGCGAGUUGGGUGCUUGCACGAAUGGCAAUGACCCUUGCCAUUGAACUUGGUCUCCAUCGAUCAAUUAAGAGAUGGGCACCCGAUUCCAACACGCUCACCGAACUCGACAUCGAAAUGCGUAGACGAACAUUUUGGGUCAUCCUUGCUGUUACUGUUACUCUUAGCGGAAAGCUGGGUCGUCCAAUGCCUCUUCGGAAUGAAGAUUAUGAUGUCGAAUUUCCAUCGCCCAUUGACGAUGACUACGUUCCUGGUGAAGGUGUUGAGUCACCUCAUCCCAUUAAAUGUAACCAUGAGAUUGGAAUCCAGGCUUUCAAGAUCAUACCAUGUUAUCUGGAACUUUAUUCAACCAUUUAUUCAAUUUCUCGUCGACCGGAUACCUACAUUGCAACUGUCAACAGAUUGGAAGCCAAGAUCCGUGCUUGGAAGGAAGAUUUGCCUUCGGAACUUGUAAAUGGAGAGUUGGGACAUAACGAACAAGAAGGGCGAGUAUUCGCUCUUUAUGCUCAAUCUUGGUCUCAAGAAUUCCGUCUUCUUCUUCGCCAUCCAUCAGUAUCUAUGACCCCAGACCCUGAUUUCAAUGCCGAGAGCAUGAGAAUCUGCGUAGAGUCUUCUCGUCAGAUGCUGGGAGUUGUUCGCCAAUUGCAGAAGUAUAAGAGUCUGGAUACGACUUGGUACAAUACCUCGGUUUAUGUUAUGGCACUUACAACCACACUUUUUGCUCAAUGGGAGAAACGUGGCGGGACAUCGACGGCUGACUUGGCUGCGUUAAGAGAGGAAAUGGAUAUAUGGUUGGAGAUUAUGGGGGAUAUAGGCUCGCUGCUUGGUUCGGGAACACGACUUCGAGAAGCGGUUCGAGUUGUUACGGAUGGGACACUGGGUUUGCUAAGCCGAAAUUUACUGGUCAAGAAUGAUAAAAGCUACGGUUCAAACAAUGCUCAGGAAGAGGUUAGACCUUCAGAGCAAAAUGCAAAUGCCAACACGAAUACGAAUAAUGGCUACUCAAUAACUACUCAGAACUACAAUUACAAUGAAGCUCCCUCUGGUAGUGGAAUCGCACCUACAGCUAACUACCCGCCCUCCGAAGGCCAAAUGUCCCACCAACAAACACCCUAUCCAGCAGCAACCCAAUAUUCGCCAUACCUUGAAGCCGCUUCAAAUACUUCGGAUUUGACGUAUGCUCAAGCAGAGAAUCAAACUUAUGCACCUUAUCCAACUCCAACUACCGAUUCCGUCGAAGCACCGUUAAUUGCUGCAUUGGCUGCCCAAGCAUCUCAGGUCGCCCCCAAUACAUGGCACAGGAAUUCAAUUCAAGUCAAUACAGCACCCACACAAGCAUGGCAACAUUGGACUUCUACCAUCACAGGCAACCUCGAGCCGCAAGAAUGUUAUUCGGCAAGUGCUUUGAUGCAACUAGGGGGAAGAGAUAUGAGCAAUGGUGAUACGACACAACCAAAUACAUCCAUGAGUGAAGUUCAAAAUGGAGUCGUUGGUGAACAAGGACAUUUGGGUGGACAAGUUUCGGGCGCAAUUGUUGGUGCUACAUGGCCUCUUAAUCUUUUUGAUAUUGGACCAAAUGGUACGACUGGCUGA
This is a messenger RNA of Sclerotinia borealis F-4128, 2994 nucleotides long. The record is from the annotation of a GenBank genome assembly. Lineage: Eukaryota; Fungi; Ascomycota; Leotiomycetes; Helotiales; Sclerotiniaceae.